Molecule: messenger RNA, 2460 nt
Organism: Gadus chalcogrammus (walleye pollock)
Lineage: Eukaryota; Metazoa; Chordata; Actinopteri; Gadiformes; Gadidae
Product: all-trans-retinol 13,14-reductase-like
Exons: 13
Coding region: 346-2184 (612 amino acids)
Molecular function (GO): oxidoreductase activity
Source: RefSeq, a predicted model, not a curated record
CAGAAUGUGUGUCAGAGUGCACAACCCCAAAUCAGAAGAGGGAAUAGCCCACAUGGGCAAAGUGCGUAUAAUCCACAACAGUGACUUCUCCGCCAGACCAGUUUGGUUGCGAGUGUGAUCAUACUUAAUCUGCCACUUGCUGUUUCAAAUCCACGGCCACAAGCUGCGGUCGUCCCUGGCCCUGGGUAUCCCACUAACGUCAGACAGAGACCAUCUUCGAAUGCAGCCGCGUCGCGGGAACUAAAACGACAACGCUAUCCUGUGUUUGGCUACUCCGUGUGAGGAAGGCUAGGGCGGUACGGUCGCUCUUGUCACCCCUGGGGGUCUAACCGCGACCGGGGCAUCAUGUGGUGGGGCACUUGGUGGGUUCUUGGGGCUGUUGGCUCCGCGUUGCUGGCGGCGGCCGUGGUGUAUUACCUGACCGCCGGGCGACGCCACAAGGUGUUCGAUGAGGACUGCGUGAGACCGCCCGCAGCCCUGAUCACCGACACCAAGCAGAGGGACGAGAGGCUAAAGAAAGGCUUCCGGGCGGACCGCGUGCCCCCCGCUCUGGACGCGGUGGUGAUCGGCAGCGGGGUGGGGGGGCUCUCCGCCGCCGUCCUGCUGGCCAAGGCGGGGAAGAGGGUGCUGAUCCUGGAGCAGCACGACCAGGCCGGGGGCUGCACACACACCUUCCACAACAAGGGCUUCGAGUUCGACGUAGGGAUCCACUACCUGGGCCAGCUCCAUGAGAACAGCCUGCUGCGCGUGGCUCUGGACCAGCUCACCGAGGGCCAGCUGCACUUCUCCCGGCUGGAGGAGCACUUCGACACCGUGAUGCUGGGCGAGCCCCACCAGCGGAGAGAAUACCACAUCCAUUCAGGGAAGACACAGAUGAAGGACUGCUUGAAGAGGCAGUUCCCUGGCGAGGAGAAGGCGAUCGAUGAGUUCAUGAGGCUCAUGAAGCUGGCCUCGAAGCGCACGCCGCUCAUCGCCAUGCUGAAGAUGGUUCCCUAUUGGCUGGUCAGCUUCCUGGUGCGCACCGGCCUGCUGUACAGGUUGUCCUCCGUGUUCCGCCUGGCGACCACCGGCCACUCUGAGAUGAUGUCCCGCCUCACGCACAACAAGGACCUGCAGGCGCUGUCCGCCUACCUGUUCUACGGGGUCCCCCCGAAGGAGUCCAGCUUCCUCAUCAACGCUCUCCUGCUGCACCACUACAAGCGCGGCGCCUACUACCCAGUAGGGGGCGCCAGUGAGUUCGCCUUCCACAUGAUCCCGCUCAUCCAACGGUCGGGUGGCGCCGUGUUGGUCCGAGCAUCCGUCCAGCGCGUCCUCCUCGACCAGCGGGGCCGGGCAUAUGGUGUUACUGUGCUGAAGGGAGGAGAGGAGAUUGAGGUGCACGCCCCCGUGGUCAUCUCUAAUGCCGGCAUCUUCAACACCUUCCAGAAGUUCCUGCCCAAGCAGAUCCAGGACAAACCCGACAUCGAGGCCAUCGUGACACGCAUGCGCCACGGGAUGGGCUCCUUCCUGGUGUUCGUGGGCCUGGACGGAACCAAGGAGGAGCUGGGCCUCGUCUCCACCAACUUCUGGAUGUAUAAGGACAACGACCUGGACACCCUAAUGGAUCGUUAUUCGUCCCUCAGCAAAGACGAGGUGUUGGGCAACAUUCCAAUGAUGUUCAUUACGAGCCCUUCAUCCAAAGAUCCUACCAGCAAUGUGAAGCAACCAGGCAAGUCGUGCAUGACCCUGCUGACCAUGGCGCGCUACGAGUGGUUCGAGGAGUGGGAGGGGACCCGGCUGGGCAAGAGGGGGCAGGACUACCUGGACCUGAAGAACGGCAUGGCCCAGGAGCUGCUGGGCUGGGCGCUCACCGUCUUCCCCCAGCUCAAGGACAAGGUGGUGAUGAUUGACGCGGCCACGCCUCUGACCAACGUGCACUACCUGGGCGCCAUGCGGGGGGAGAUGUACGGCGCGGAGCACGACCUGCAGCGCUUCAGCCCGGAGACGGUUGCUAGGACACGGCCCCAGACCCCGGUGGAGGGGCUCUACCUGACAGGUCAAGACGUGUUCUGUAACGGCAUGGCGGGGGCUCUCCACGGGGGGCUACUCUGUGCGUCGGCCGUCCUCAACCAGACGCUCUACAUCGACCUGUUGGCCCUGAAGACACGCCUCAAAUACAAAAGCCGCCAUCGCAAGAAGUGCUAGCACUGAUGCUAGCUCAUCAGUGAUGUGCUAGCAUCCUCAGUGAUGCUCAAUCACUGCUAGUUCCGUGCUAGCCCUCAAUCGAACCGACAGGAAGUCUGAGAAGGAUGACAGGAAGUCAAGGGUUUGGCUAUCUGUACUGGGCCGUGGUUAGAAGCUUUAAUGAAAGUAACGUAGAGUCAAGGUUUACUCAGAAUGUAACUAUUUCCACUGCAGCCAAAGCAGUGAUUCUAAAUAGUUCUGAUGAAGGUGAAAGGAUGUGUUGAUGGUGUUUUUUCC